CGAUCCACAGGGAUGGCGGACACCGGAAGAAGACAUCCGGUGCUUCUGUACAUUCACGGGGAGAGCUACGACUGGGGCAGCGGAAACCCUUACGACGGCAGCGUCCUGGCCAGCUACACCGACCAAGUGAUCGUCACGAUGAACUACCGGCUGGGCGUGCUCGGCUUCCUGAACGCCAACGUGGCGCCUCAGACCAAGGCGAGGGUCGCGAAUUACGGGCUCAUGGAUCAGAUCGCGGCGUUGCACUGGGUCAAAGAGCACAUCGCCCUCUUUGGCGGGGAUCCCAACAACGUGACGCUGAUGGGCCAGGGGACCGGUGCCGCUUGCGUUCAUUUUCUCGCCAUCAGCCCGACUGUCAUACGGGGUCUGUUCAAAAGAGCAAUUUUACUAUCGGGUAGCGCGCUCUCGUCCUGGGCCGUGGUCGAGGAUCCAGUUUCCUACGCGCUGAAGCUCGCCAAGGCUGUUAAUUGCUCGAUCCCGGAGGAUCUGCUAAAAGACAACGAGCUCAUUGUCGAUUGUCUGCGAGAUCGUCCCCUGGAGGAACUGAUGCAAGUCGACAUACAACCGCCGACUUUUCUAAGCGCGUUCGGGCCGAGUGUCGACGGUGUUGUGAUCAAGCCCGACUUCCAGAAGGACCUGUUGUCCUACAUGGGCCCGGAAUUCCAAGGAUUCGGUCCACUUUCGAAGAAAGCGGAGCACGGUGCGCCGAUCACGAGCAACAACAAGUACGAUCUGUUAUUCGGUGUAACGACCAGCGAGGCUCUAUGGAAGUUUGCGGAGAAAGAUGUCCAGCAGGGAUUCGAGGGCGAGAGGAGGGACAGGAUCAUCAGGACGUACGUGAGAAACGCCUACGUCUAUCACCUAACGGAAAUAUUUUACACGGUGGUGAACGAAUACACGGACUGGGAGCGUACCGUCCAGCACCCGGUGAACACUAAAGACGCCUGCGUCCAAGCCCUGAGCGACGCUCAAUUCGUGGCCCCGCUGGUGCAAACUGGCGAUCUGUUCACUCUAAGGCACACAAAGAAACCGAACAAUCCUCACAUCGCUCCGAUUCCCGAGAAGGAAAAGGAACCGAUGCCGAAAACGUAUUUCUACGUGUUCGACUACCAGCUGAAAGGCGAUUACCCUCAGAAGAUGGGAUCGGUUCACGGCGAGGAAUUGCCGUUCGUCUUCGGGGCGCCGCUGGUGGAAGGUUUCGGCCACUUCCCGAGGAACUAUACCAAGUCUGAAGUGGCACUCUCGGAGAGCAUCGUGCAGUACUUCGCCAACUUCGUCAGAACUGGAAAUCCGAACGUGAUCGAUCACCACGCCCGGAACGACACGCUUCUGCCCGCCAGCCGCGAGAAGAGCCGUUUCCGUAGCCUGACGUGGGACGAAUACGACCCGGUGCAUCAAAAAUACCUGGAGAUCGGUCUUCGACCGAAACUGAAGAAUCAUUAUCGGGCCCAUCAGCUCUCCGUCUGGCUGCGUCUCGUUCCGGAGCUCCAUCGGGCCGGAAUGGAGGACGUGGACUCGAGGCACAACCUGUUUCGCAGUCACUCGGAUCCCAGUCUUUACGACGGAUCGGUGAGGCCGGACCCGUUGAGCAGGAUCAGCGAGGAAUUCAAAAGGAAAAACAUCACCACCGAGCCGCCGACCACCACCGACUACAACGCCGCCACCUGUGUCAGCUACAUACAGAGCACGAAUCUUCAGAACGUUCACAACGCGAGCACCGACACGCUGGCCAGUUUGGACGCAGCUGGGUACGCCGCGUACUCGACGGCGUUGAGUGUCACGAUCGCCAUCGGAUGCAGCCUGCUGAUCCUGAACGUUCUCAUUUUCGCGGGUGUUUAUUAUCAGCGGGACAAGACGAGGCUCGAGGUGAAGAGCCUUCAGCAGCAACAGAUGUUGAAUCAACAGUGCGGCCCACGGGGCUUCACCGAGCUCAAACAACCACCGCCGCCGCAUUCCCAUUUCCCUGGAGGCGGUCAGGUUAUCGUCGACGUUGAGAACGAGAUGCUAAGAAGGAACGUUAUGAAAGGCCCUCCGAACGAUCCCAACACGCUUCUCCAACAGGGCCAGGGAACUCACACGUUGCCUCAUCAACAUCACUAUCAAAAGCAACAUCAGCAACAGCAUGCCACUCUUCCUCGAGCUUCCGUCAUACAGGACAUGAACGCACAAACCCAAGGUCCACCAAACGGGUCCAUACACCUGACAGUACCAAGAGCACCGCCACCCCCUCGAGCAAAGAGUCCACCCGAAAACCAGCCCCUGUUGCAGAGCGCCACCGUGUCGAGUCGCGUGUCCCAGGCGGCAAUGAACGAGAUGAGAGUGUGAUGCUUGGA
This is a messenger RNA of Dufourea novaeangliae, 2333 nucleotides long. Its product is annotated as neuroligin-3-like. Gene Ontology annotation, molecular function: neurexin family protein binding; signaling receptor activity. The transcript is spliced from 10 exons. Gene Ontology annotation, cellular component: cell surface; synapse; postsynaptic membrane. Bases 13 to 2325 code for a protein of 770 amino acids. Gene Ontology annotation, biological process: presynaptic membrane assembly; postsynaptic membrane assembly; synaptic vesicle endocytosis. Lineage: Eukaryota; Metazoa; Arthropoda; Insecta; Hymenoptera; Halictidae. The record is from RefSeq and is a predicted model, not a curated record.